Molecule: messenger RNA, 7768 nt
Organism: Pyricularia grisea
Lineage: Eukaryota; Fungi; Ascomycota; Sordariomycetes; Magnaporthales; Pyriculariaceae
Exons: 12
Coding region: 1-2340 (779 amino acids)
Biological process (GO): positive regulation of transcription by RNA polymerase II
Cellular component (GO): nucleus
Molecular function (GO): DNA-binding transcription factor activity; transcription cis-regulatory region binding
Source: RefSeq, a predicted model, not a curated record
AUGGAAGUAUCGACCGGCAUUCACCAUCCAUGUGAAGAAACUCCCGUGGAUGUUUCACAGCGCACCAAACCAAACACCCCAGUGGUGACAAAAUUCGGAUACGAAGACUUCGUGAAUCAACUCACUCGCGGACUAGAGCUACAUUUGACGACGAUUUCCUGGCGAGCUGCCAAAUACGGACAACAAAUUGCCGUGGAGACAUUCCCUGGCUAUACGCCACCCGAUGUGAAAGAAAAGAGAAUGAAAUUUGUGGACGACGAGCUCGCCCGCUUCGAAGCCGAUACCUCAUGCGACGAAAACGACAACGAUAAUGGCAGGGAAAAUGCAACGCCAUAUCCCCUCAAUAAUAGACCACCAAAAUCUGUGUCCAUGGAGCGAACGGCAAAGAGAAGCGACAGAAGAGCUUCUGAGCUUGGACCGCCCCACAACGGCUACCCGUGGACCGAGGAGGCUCCGCUCUACUGGAGACAGGAAUGCGCGACAGCAGACGAGUACGACGGUAACGCUUUCGAAAUUGCGGUCAAAUGCAAAAGUAGUCAAAAAAAGUGGCGUAUGUCUUCUGCCACGCCCGACGUGGCCACCACGAGCUCCGAUGCAAGACCAAGUCCUGCAGCACCCAGAACACAGACAAGACACCUCUGUGAUGAGCGCAUAUCUAACCCACAAAAUGCCGGAACACCCGCCAUACGUCGCGCCAUGAGAGGUCCCGGGAUUCAACAGGGACAAGGACAUGCAUCAGUAACACUCCAGACCUCGGGUGCUGACCAGUUCUUUGACUAUGCCACGUUUCUUUGGACUGAUGGGGGACUCUUGGGCCACACGGAACUGGAGACUGAUAACGACUGGAUGACACCCGACACUCGGGGGAAUGUUAAUGUGGAUUUUCCGUUGGUUUCGGCGGCCAACAUGCCAUCCGAGAGUGGAGCUGUCAGGCUCGUAGGCCAAUCGCUCAGCCCUCCCACUGUACCUUGGGACGAACCGACGCUUCAAGGUGCGGACGGCGACUUGUUGAGGUAUUUUGUCAACUCGGUUGUUCCGCCACUUUUGGAGGUCGAGACGCAGAAGAAAUGGAAUGCUAUGAGGCAUGUCCUUAUUUCCAUGGCUACCACAUCUUCCAUGAUUCGAUCCGCUAUCCUGGCAUUCGCCAGCCUGUUGCGGUGCCGCCGAGAGACGCCAUGGUUGCAACCAACACAGGUACACUACCAGGCUGCAAGUGAUGAGCUCGCUUGCGCCGGGGAUACGUCCGACCAGGGUCUGGUAAAGUACAGCAAGAAACGAAAGAAUCUGCUGGCCACGUUGUUUUUUCUCUGUUACAUUGACAUUCUAGAGGAGAGGAUGGAUACAACACAUGCAAACCUCAAGCGUGCCUACGAGCUGUUCAGUCUUGGCGAAGGAGGCGACUUUCAUCCUGUCGAAAUGCAGAUACUCUCCUGGAUUCGUCUUUUGGAUGCCCGUGCCGUGUCGGCAGGAGGUGAGGGCCUCUUCUUGAACGACAAGGACGAGAACUUGCUCGUGCAGACGUCGCCAGCAACAGCGGACAACCCAGAUGACGAGCCGACACACCCCAGUCAUGACAUUGAGGAUGUUUUAUUUGAGUUGCUAUACCAACCCGGUCAUAUAUUUUACCAAAAGGUUCAGUCGUUUAUGGGCCGGAUCUCAAAGAUCGAUCCAUGGCAUCGGAGCCGUGGCACAGUCGAAGAUGAAACCGAGGUGAUGAAUAUCGCAGCCGCUAUUCUAAAAGACCUCCGUGCCCUCUACGAUAACCGCCCGAAGUUGAUGGAUCAUGCCGUGGCAGGGAAACUUAAAGCGCCACACGUGAGCUUCGAAAUAGCUGCUUCGGUCACACGAGCAUUUCGAGCAUAUCUCGCCAACUUCCACGCCAGCAAGGUCCACCUUCAUCGUGUGGCUUACAAGCACCUGCCACUGACUGCUGAUACGAAGGAGGCACUUGUGCAGAUCCGUCUUCUGGCACAACUCAUGGUUGAUGAGUCUUGCAACUCGGAUGUGCAACUCCCGGCGGAGCGACAGAACGUGGUGUCGAUAGAGUCCGACUCUGGGCAACAGGACACUCUAACCAGUAAUUCACUGGUAGAAACGUCAGAGUCACUCCCCGUUACUUUAUUGUGGCCGCUCCUGAUGCUGGGCUCCGAGGAGAAGGACCCCAGUGAACGGGAGUGGAUUCGAGGGCAGAUCAUCAAGAUGGAAACGGUUGCGUCAAAUGCCAGAGCUACGGCGCAAGUUCUCGAAGAGGUUCAGCGGCGUCAAGAUUUGACAGGUACCCGCCAGGAUAUUCGAUCUGUCAUGCACGCUGUAUUCAGCCGGAUUUGGGCUAUUGUUUAAGCAUCAGCUUAGCGAUACUGGCCCACACUUUCCUCAAUACAGGACCGAUUUUGAGCUGGAUUGGUGUGCAGCAGCAAAACCACCCAUACCAUGAGCAUGUGAAAACCACUCGUAUAUCGAAGCAAGCGGUACAGCAGGAUAUCUAUCCCCAUUGCUAAGUCUCGCGAGUAUCGCGUAGAGCGUACGUCACGUCCUCGGAUUCAGCAAAAUACUCUAUAGAUACAGGAUCUGCUCGCCUGGUUGUUUGCCGACCGAGAAGCGACCCGAGCGGCAGUGUUGCCGAUGGCCUUCUUCAUAUAAACUCUGCACCUCUCCGCAUAUCAUCUCUUCCACAGCUACGGCAAUGGCCCGAGUCAACAAUCUGGGGUUUUAUCCACGGGGUAGAAUGCCAGCCUGCAGGUUCUCGCGUGAUUUCAUUCUCUUGGGUACCUAUGAGAGUGGUCGGAUCUGUCUUGAAAACCGCUGAUUGUGGGCCGGUGGUCUGUCUAUCUUCUCAUCUGCUGGGGGGUGAAAUAAUUUGAUAUCCAUCAAAUAUGAUGGGGAUGAUUUCUUCGUUUGUCCAGGUAUUUGUGCCGAUUCCAGGAGUUUGGUUUGGUGCAGUCAUUUUCCCUCUGUAUUCACAGCCUGACAUCCUCGAGCCUUUGUUUUCAACAAAUGGCAGCGAGCCAAACUGAUGUGUUCAAGAUGCUAAACACGCCCCGGAAGCAAUUUUCCCUUGAGACGGUUGAAGCAGAUCUGAAGGUAACCGAAAAUGGAGUUCUCAUUGAGGACAGGGAGCGUAAGGAAAAGGCGUUGGUGCGAAAGAUUGACGGCUGCAUGAUGCCACUGAUGAUGUUGCUGUAUGUUCUUAACUAUAUUGACCGCAACAACAUCGCAACUGCGCGGCUCGGUAGAUUUGAGAAGGACAUUGGUCUUCAUGGCACCCAAUACAACACCGUCAUCAGCAUAUUCUUUGUCGGCUAUAUCUUGUCACAGAUCCCAACCAACAUGAUCCUGAACAAAGUUCGACCGUCUAUUUUCUUACCAGCUGUCAUGAUUUGCUGGGGCUCAGUCAGCGCAUGUACAGACGCUGUGCAGAAAUACUCCGGCAUGAUAGUCCUGCAAUUCAUGUUGGGAUUUGUUGAGGCGCCCUUCUUUCCGGGUGCCCUCUUUCUGUUUAGUUGUUGGUACACCAAAAAGGAGCAGGCCAAGCGUAUCUCGAUCCUUUUCGCGGCAGGACAGAUGGUUGGCGCCUUCAGCGGCUUUCUGGGCUCGGCCAUCAUGGAUGGCAUGAAUGGAGUUGCGUGACUGGCUGACUGGCGCUGGCCUUUCAUCAUUGAGGGUGUCGUGACCAUACCGGUGGCCUUUCUGACGUACUUUGUUGUUCCUGAUUAACCGACUGAUACCAAGUGGCUUAGCGAUGAGGAACGAGUUCUGGCUGUGUUGCGUAUUGCAGAAGAAGCAAACGAGGAAGACGUGCGAGAGGCAGUAUCAGCGUUUCAAGGCCUCAAACUUGCCUUCACUCAGUAAGCUUGUACCUGAUUUGGAUGAUGGAGCUGGGCCUCAUCACUACAGCGGCUUUUACCAACUUCUUCCCGACUAUCGUCCAAACGCUGGGCUACCCGCAGCGCGAGACUACUGCCGAGUUCUCCGCCGUACGUCUUUGCAGCCAUCCUCAGCAUCAGCAACUCAUGGCACAGUGAUGCCAAGCGCGCGGUACACGACCACCUUGAUGAUAAUGAGCAUCUACGGCAGCUUCGGCGCGAUCCUGUCUUGGGUGUCAACGUCGCUGCCGCGCCCGUCUGCCAAGCGCGCUGUGGCCUAUGCCUUUCUCAACGCCAUGUCGAAUCUGGCGUCGAUCUAUGCCAGCUACUUUUACCCAGCAACCUAGUGUCCGCAGUACUGGCAGGCUAAUAUCGCAAACGUGGCCUUCAGCGGCAUGUGCAUCGCCAUGGCUACAAGUUGAGGUUCUACCUCUACUGGAUGAACAGGAAGCUGGACGAAGCUAGCGCCGAGGACAUGGCAGCCGAAGGGACGGCCAAUAGCACCAAGACGCAGGCGCUAGCAGCAAAAUGGCAGUGUCACCCCGAUUACCGUUAUACACUCUGAAAGGGCCUAAAAUUGGUGGGUAUUCAUUCGUCAUCCAUGCCGGGUUUUAUAGCCAUGGGCAAAGCGCAGCGGACAUAAGUUGUUUCACGUCUAGCCUCACAAAUCCAUAGCCCAGGCAGCAAUGUCCCCUGAUCAAACUACCCGAUUGGGCCCAGAGGCAGACGCCACUGCUGCCUGUCUAGGCUUGGGACAGGGGACGAGCGCAUCCUUACAGACAACCUAAACUUAUAAUUCAUGAGAAAUUCGCAUCAAUCUUUGGAAAUUUUCACCAGAUACAACAGCACAGAUAACUCACAACAAGACGCACGAUGGUUUUACUUAACAACCUCGCAGGUGAAAUCCUGUUGGCCAUUGUCUCCAAUUUGGAUCCUUGGACCCCAGGCUUUAGAUACGACGAAGAUGACAGUCGCACGUGGGAUGAAGACUUCAAAAGUCUCGAGGACCUGCGCAACCUGCGUCAGACGUGCAAAUCCCUCCACGAAGUCGCAACUCGGCAGCUCUUCCGCGUCGUGCGCCUGCGGCCCAGCGACGAGUCCGCCAAGAAGUGGGGCAACGUCGCCGACUCACCGACCCUGCGAGCCCACGUCCGGGAGGCCAUCGUCGACUCUGCGAUGAGCGAGGACAUCGACGACCAGGAACCCUGGGAGCAGCCAGAAUCGUGGGCCGGCGCCCUGGAGCGCCUGGGCGAGUUCCCGGGCGUCGACGCUGUCGCGCUGCGCUUCUCGUCCCAGUGCGCUGUCGACGGCGGAGACUUUUGGGAGAAGGAGGUGGCCGAGACGCAGAGCGAGCGCGCCGACGUCCUGGACACGGUGUUUGGCGCGCUGGCCCGCGUCAACGAGCUGCCCGGCCGCGGCAUCCGGACGCUCAGCGUCAAGAACCUGCAAAAUACGGUCCAUGAGGGCGCCGACGGUGAAGACUUCAAGUCGGUCGUGUCGGGGCUCAAGGAGCUGCACGUCUCCAUCGCCACCGAGACGGACGAUGCUGCCCCCGAGCACACCAUCACCAAGACCGAGGUCAAGUCCUUCUGGGCCCCGGGGGGUUUCGUCGACAAGUGGCUCAAGCCAGCGGCGCAGAGCCUGACCGGCCUGACGCUGUACUGCGACAACUACUUUGGCCUCCUUCCCGAGUUCGACACCUCCAACAUCAGCUUCCCCAACCUGCGGGCGCUGUCGCUGGGCAACUUCAACCUUGCAUAUGAUUGGCAGGUGGACUGGAUCGUGUCGCACAAGGGGUUGCGGACGCUAUGGCUUGACGACUGCCCCAUAGCGCAUUACUUUAACCUCACCCACUACGGCUUGGAAGAAUUCCGCAUAUCAGAGCUGGAGAAGCUGCCGCAGGCCGACUCUUCCGAAGACGUGGUUUACGUUAGUUCUCUGAGAUGGUCCGGCGUGUUUGACAAGAUUCGCGAGGGUCUGCCAGACCUGGAGGACUUUCGACUGGCACAUGGUGCUUGGGAUGGUGAGGCCCAAGCCUUCGAGCGGCGCCACGGCCUAGCCAUCGGCCUCCUCGAUAAACGGUACAUGGCCUUUAACGGCGGCAUUGGUCCCUCUCAGUGGGUCGAAUGCCGCGAAGGAGGCAAGCCCCAAUCCGAUGGGACUUUCACAGAAUAUCUCUGCUACCGUGGUGCCUUUGACGAAGAAGUUCUCCCGCCAAAUGCCGAGGAUCCAGCUGUGGAGGAGGCCGAAAACAGGGCAUAUGCUAGAUUGAUGGCUGGCCUGUCUCAAGGGACGUGAGCACUGAGGCGCGGGCUCGGAUAGGUUCGAAUGUGUCCAUGAUGAUGUUUUAUUUUCUUCCGGUUUAGUUCUCUCGCUGCCAAAUAUUGCAUACUUUCUCACUCAAUAACUUUCGCAUCCAUGAAGAUAACCCAAACUCUAGGCUUGAAAAUGAUGUCCCUGUUUACUUUGGUUCCUUCCUUCCCACUGAUCAAAAUACAGAUACUCAUAUGGGAAAGAACGUCAUCCAGCCGCAGCUGGACAACAUUAUCUUCGACCCUAGCAGAAAAAGGGGUAAAAAUCAGACUCACACUUCUGGAAAUGAUGGGUAUCUGGCUUGAAAGGGCGAGGAAGUCAUUUGCAUUAGCGACGACGAGGUUCCAGUGGUCGAUCAGGGCCAGCACAAACUCGAGAAACUCCCAGUUUGUGCUUAUAUCGCCUCGGCCAGGUGUCGUGGCUGUCUGCUGGGAUGUUUUUUUUUCUGAAAUUUGGAUUCAGAAAUCAAAAUAGCGCGGUCCAUAACAUCUCGACGUCCGAUCAAGGUCUCAUUCUAUUUGCUCUGCUGUCGCGGUCGCUCGGCUUUGGACAAUGAGCACAUCUGAUACCCCGUCCGUUGCUGGAGUCGAACAGCGUCCAUGGCGCUCAGUAUGAGCCUUAACCCAUUCUUCUGGCGUGCCGUGAAUCUGCCAAAACGUAAAAAGGGUAGUCGUCAAAGUAUCCGGGGAUCGUCUGGCCAUAAUACGUCGGGGGCUGGUGAAUCUGGGACGGCAUUUUGCACUCCUUUCGACAAAGCAUGAAAGGCAACAGCCGUUUAUCUCCUCUUCCUGUGGGCGCAUCUAUCCAGCGGUAGGGAUCAUUGGCACUCUAGCGAUCAGUAUAUGCAACGAUCGGAGCCUCCGAGGUGAAGGAGCAGCUCAACCAUGCCCAAAUAACCAUUGUAAAUUGCCGUGAAGAGAGGCUGGUAUUCUUUUGCAUCCGUCGGUAGGAAGGUGAACAUGUUGUCCUCGAUGAGCGGGGUGAAGCGGCCCUCCUUGCUCAGGGCGCAGAAUUCAAGGUAACACGGGAUGAAAUCGCUGACAGGAUCCGCACCUUGAGCAAGCAGGACCUUGGCCACAUGGUUGUGUUGUCAAUAGAUGGCGACGUGCAGCGGGGUAAAGCCUGCAAUUUCCUGCACGAUCCACGACCAGAACCAAUUAGUAGGCGAGGUUGGUGGUGGAGCCUUCGCCAAGCUUCAAUAUGUGUCCGGCGCGUUGCUACUAUGGUAAUGGCUUCGGGGUCUGCCUUUGAUGUACAGGGAUAGUAGCUGGUCAAAUAUAUGUCUGCAUCUCCCUUGACCAUUUCUUUUACACACAGAUUUAGUAAUCCCACAGAGGCUCCCGCCUCGAUUGCGAUCCAAGCCAGCCUGUGGUCAAAGAUGCAUGCAAAAGGAAGCUGGAAUCUGUCGUCCACGCGAGUGUGUUGCAGGACUAGUUGGUGCCUGGCCACAUCGUGAAGAUGAUUACAGGUCUGCACAAGCCGUGAGAGGUCUGGUGGCCUGACUUGCAGACAGACUUGAUCCAGAAUCUCGACUUGCGGGAGACUCGGGGAUACAGCGCGGUGAGGCAUUUGUCCAGAUACGUCGGUGUUCG